Brettanomyces bruxellensis is the source of this 660-nucleotide messenger RNA. RefSeq lists its product as uncharacterized. Bases 1 to 660 code for a protein of 219 amino acids. The record is from RefSeq and is a predicted model, not a curated record. The transcript has a single exon. Lineage: Eukaryota; Fungi; Ascomycota; Pichiomycetes; Pichiales; Pichiaceae.
AUGUCUCUCACUUCAUGCCAGCAAUACUCCCUUGAUCGAACAAGCAAGCAAUCCACUACUGUCGAAAAAUACCAAUUCGGAGACCAAGAUGCAGACAUCAAACCAACUCAAGGGGGACUGCAAUGGUUUCCUGAUACAUCCAUGUGGAAUAUCGAGGACAUACAACGAGAACUAGGCCACAUGACAUUCAAGCCGGCCUCAAAAUGGUCCGUGGACAGAAUAUCACGUUUUUUCUCUCUGAUUGAAAGAAAAAGCAUCGAGUUACAGCAGAGUCGACCAGGAUUCGGCCAUCAAUACCAAAAGUUACCAAUCAGCACUGUGCUAAAUUGUGCAAACACAGCAUUCGGGUUCUGCAACUGGUCCAGCGAGGUCGUUCCCGGUUCUGGAAAGCUUGUGAAGUACGCGAAAUCAGAUGAUGCCGAACAGUGCUACAACGUGGACUACGAGCUAAAAAUAAGGCUCAUCCUAAAAGACGGUACUACACUAACCAGAAAUGGCACAGGAAGCGCCAGGUCGUUGCCCCUAAGUCAGGAAUUCUCAAAGUGCAGAAAGGAGGCCAUGACAAACGGCCUAAAGAACUGCUUUUACUCGUUGAUCGGAUUAUUGGUGGACUACGAGGGAAAAGUGAAGGACGGAUACUACGACAGGUACAAAAGCUGA